CUUUGUGUCCAGUCAUGGUUAAAGCCAGGUGGCCAGUUGCUUAUCAGUGAUUACUGCUGUGGGGAGAAGCCCUGGACACCAGUGUUUGAGGCCUACGUCAAACAGAGAGGCUACGUCCUCUAUACUCCCUCACAGUAUGGCAAGUUCAUUGAGGAAGCUGGUUUCUGCAACGUUCGGGCAGAAGACCGGACACCCCAGUUCAUCCAGGUCAUUAAGACAGAGCUGCAAAGAGCAGAGGUCAUCAAGGAUGAAUUCAUUGAGGAAUUAUCUGAAGAGGACUAUUUUGCAAUAGUAAGUGGAUGGAGUGAAAAACUGGGACGUUCCAACAGUGGAGACCAACGAUGGGGACUAUUUUAUGCAACUAAGGAUUGAGUGAUUGAUGGGGAAGAUAAUAAAAGGAAAAAAAAGAAAUGUUUUAUUCUU
Messenger RNA from Micropterus dolomieu (smallmouth bass), 423 nucleotides. RefSeq names its product phosphomethylethanolamine N-methyltransferase-like. Lineage: Eukaryota; Metazoa; Chordata; Actinopteri; Centrarchiformes; Centrarchidae. The record is from RefSeq and is a predicted model, not a curated record. The annotation marks the transcript as partial. The transcript is spliced from 3 exons.